AUGACUCGACCGAUAGAAGAGCAGCUUGACCAGGUCUCAACAACCACCGAGAAGCCCUCCGAGGCCAAGGAAGAUGAGACCAACUUACCAACGGGGACGCGACUGCUAGCUAUUAUUAUUUCUAUUCUGUUUGCUAUGUUUUUGGUUGCCUUGGAUCGUACUAUCAUUGCCACGGCAGUUCCCCGAAUCGCAAACCAGUUCAAUGCUCUUGACGAUCUUAGCUGGUAUGCAAGUGCAUAUCUGCUGACGAGUUGUGCCACCCAGCUAUCCUGGGGCAAGGUGUACACCUUCUACUCGACCAAGACCAUCUUCCUAAUCGCGAUCCUUAUUUUUGAAGUCGGAUCGGCGGUCUGCGGUGGCGCUCCCAACUCCAAAGCCUUCAUUGUGGGACGUGCGAUAGCAGGAAUUGGAUCGGCGGGCAUAUUUUCCGGUGCGACAGUGAUAAUCGCACAAAUCGUGCCGCUGGCCAAGCGGCCCAUCUACGUCGGGCUGAUGGGAUCGACCUUUGGGCUUUCGUCAAUCAUCGGACCUUUGAUGGGUGGUGCGUUCACAGACAACGUAACAUGGCGUUGGUGCUUCUACAUCAACCUACCUAUCGGUGGUUUCACCAUGGUCAUCUUGUUCCUUUUCCUGGCUGUCCCCCACAACCCCCAGCCGUGCACCUGGAAGCAACAGAUCCUCCGCCUCGAUCCCCUGGGCAGCGUGCUCUUCCUGCCCUCUGUCAUCUGCUUCCUGCUGGCCCUACAGUGGGGCGGUACAACCUAUCCCUGGAGCAACGGGCGCAUCAUCGCACUCUUCGUCAUCUCAGGAGUUUUGAUGAUCGCCUUUGUCGGCGUGCAGAUCUGGCUCAAGAAGGACGCAACGGUGCCACCUCACGUCUUCAAACAGCGCAGCAUCAUCAGCGGAGUCGUCUUUUCCCUAUGUGUAGGUGGUGGGCUAAUCUCUAUGCUGUACACGCUCCCACUCUGGUUCCAGGGCGUGCGCGGCACAUCUGCUGUGAAAUCCGGCAUCGACACGAUCCCUAUGGUGCUGGCCCUUGUUGUCGGAGCCAUUUUAUCUGGAUCAAUCAUCACCGCAACGGGAUACUAUGUUCCGUGGAUGUUUGUUGCGGCGAUUUUCAUGUCGACAGGCGCAGGAUUGAUGACGACCUUCAAGGUGGACACCAACCACGCCGCCUGGAUUGGGUACCAGGUAUUGUUUGGUAUCGGUAUCGGCACGGGAAUGCAGCAGCCCUCUAUGGCGGCGCAGACUAUUCUCCGUAAAGAUGAGGUCGCCAUUGGUAUCUCGCUCAUGUUCUUCGCGCAGUCUCUCGGUGGAGCUAUCUUUAUCGCUGUCGCUCAGUCACUCUUCCAGAAUUAUCUCAGUGCAAACCUACCCCACAUCCAGGGAAUUGAUGUGGCCAACAUCCUGGCGGCUGGGGCAACGGGUCUCUCUGAUACUGUCCCGGCUAGCAAGUUGGCCGAGGUUCUAGCUUUGUACAAUGAUGGCCUUCGGCGGUCGUUCAUUGUCGCCGUAGCGGUGUCCUGUCUGAUGAUUCUCCCUGCGCUGACGAUGGAAUGGAGGUCAAUCAAGAAGGAGAAAUCGUCUGCCACGGCUGCUUGA
Messenger RNA from Penicillium expansum, 1602 nucleotides. Its product is annotated as MDR family MFS transporter. Gene Ontology annotation, biological process: transmembrane transport. Lineage: Eukaryota; Fungi; Ascomycota; Eurotiomycetes; Eurotiales; Aspergillaceae. The coding region runs from base 1 to 1602 and encodes 533 amino acids. The transcript has 2 exons. Gene Ontology annotation, molecular function: transmembrane transporter activity. The record is from RefSeq and is a predicted model, not a curated record.